AUGCGAAAAGUGACUGACUGUUCACAGACCUCAGUGAUAGAAAUCCGUCGUUACCAGAAAUCCACCGAGCUUCUGAUCCGGAAGCUGCCUUUCCAGAGGUUGGUGAGGGAGAUCGCCCAGGAUUUCAAAACCGACCUGAGGUUCCAGAGUGCCGCCAUUGGUGCGCUUCAGGAGGCUAGUGAAGCGUACCUGGUGGGUUUAUUUGAAGAUACUAAUCUGUGUGCCAUCCACGCUAAGAGAGUCACCAUCAUGCCCAAAGACAUCCAGUUGGCUCGCCGGAUACGGGGAGAGAGAGCUUAAGUGAAGGCAGUUUUUAUGGUGUUUUGUAGUAAAUUCUGUAAAAUACUUUGGUUUAAUUUGUGACUUUUUUUGUAAGAAAUUGUUUAUAAUAUGUUGCAUUUGUACUUAAGUCAUUCCAUCUUUCACUCAGGAUGAAUGCGAAAAGUGACUGACUGUUCACAGACCUCAGUGGUGUGAGCGCUGUUGCUCAGGAGUGACAAGUUGCUAAUGUGCAGAAGGGAUGGGUGAUACUUCUUGCUUCUCAUGAUGCAUGUUUCUGUAUGUUAAUGACUUGUUGGGUAGCUAUUAAGGUACUAGAAUUGAUAAAUGUGUACAGGGUCCUUUUGCAAUAAAACUGGUUAUGACUUGAUCCAAGUGUUUAACAAUUGGGGCUGUUAAGUCUGACCAUACAUCACUGUGAUAGAAUGUGGGCUUUUUCAAGGGUGAAGAUACAAGUCUUAACCACAGUGUAACUUACAGUUUCCUUAUUAAAAAAAAAAAAAAAGUAAACCUGGCAGC
This is a messenger RNA of Physeter macrocephalus (sperm whale), 798 nucleotides long. RefSeq lists its product as uncharacterized. The record is from RefSeq and is a predicted model, not a curated record. The coding region runs from base 1 to 300 and encodes 99 amino acids. Gene Ontology annotation, cellular component: nucleosome; nucleus. The transcript is spliced from 3 exons. Lineage: Eukaryota; Metazoa; Chordata; Mammalia; Artiodactyla; Physeteridae. Gene Ontology annotation, molecular function: structural constituent of chromatin; protein heterodimerization activity; DNA binding.